Molecule: messenger RNA, 5800 nt
Organism: Chionomys nivalis (European snow vole)
Lineage: Eukaryota; Metazoa; Chordata; Mammalia; Rodentia; Cricetidae
Gene: Hspa12a
Product: heat shock protein family A (Hsp70) member 12A
Exons: 13
Coding region: 134-2209 (691 amino acids)
Source: RefSeq, a predicted model, not a curated record
GUAGAAGGUGGAGUUGAGCAGCUCUUCCAGCCUGCGGGGGACGUCGUUCUCCUGGUAGUACGCCAUCGCCUGCUGCUUCAGCUUCUGCAGGUCCCUGGUGAUCCCACAGCUGCGGCCGCUGCCUUCUUCCCCCAUGAUGGAGAGUGUUGGUGUGUACGGAUUCUGUGGGUGCAAAGGAAAGAGCAAAGUGAAGUGCGAUUCAAGGCGGGAAAUAGCCACAGCAGAAACGGCUCCCACAUCUGCAUAUCCCUCUCCGGCCCGGAGCCUCGGGGACACAGGAAUCACACCUCUGUCCCCGUCCCAUAUCUUGAACGAUGCUGACCCAGUCUCGGAAGAGCCGACGUUUCUGGUGGUGGUGGCCAUCGACUUUGGGACCACAUCUAGCGGCUAUGCCUACAGCUUUACCAAGGAGCCAGAAUGCAUCCACGUGAUGAGGAGAUGGGAGGGAGGUGACCCCGGCGUUUCCAACCAGAAGACCCCGACCACUAUCUUGCUGACACCAGAGAGGAAGUUCCACAGCUUUGGGUACGCCGCCAGGGACUUCUACCACGACCUGGACCCCAACGAGGCCAAGCAGUGGCUGUACCUGGAGAAGUUCAAGAUGAAACUCCACACCACAGGGGACCUCACUAUGGACACAGACCUGACAGCCGCAAAUGGCAAGAAAGUCAAGGCCCUUGAAAUCUUUACGUACGCCCUGCAGUACUUUAAGGAACAGGCCCUGAAGGAGCUGAGUGACCAGGCGGGGUCGGACUUUGAGAACUCUGAUGUCAGAUGGGUCAUCACCGUGCCUGCCAUCUGGAAGCAGCCAGCCAAGCAGUUCAUGAGAGAAGCUGCCUACCAGGCGGGCCUGGCCUCCCCCGAGAACUCAGAGCAGCUCAUCAUCGCCCUGGAGCCCGAGGCCGCCUCCAUCUACUGCCGGAAGCUGCGGCUGCACCAGAUGAUCGAGCUCAGCAGCAAGGCGGUGGUCAAUGGGCGCAGCUCCAGUGACACAGUAGGAGCGGGGUUCACACAGGCUAAGGAACACGUUCGGCGUAACCGGCAGAGUCGGACCUUCCUGGUGGAGAACGUCAUAGGAGAGAUCUGGUCUGAGCUGGAGGAAGGUGACAAGUACGUGGUUGUUGACAGUGGUGGAGGCACUGUAGACCUGACAGUCCAUCAGAUACGCCUACCAGAGGGGCACCUUAAGGAGCUGUACAAAGCAACAGGCGGACCCUAUGGAUCUCUGGGAGUAGAUUAUGAAUUUGAAAAGCUGCUUUGUAAAAUAUUUGGAGAGGACUUUAUCGAACAGUUCAAGAUCAAGCGCCCGGCGGCCUGGGUUGACCUAAUGAUCGCCUUUGAGUCUCGCAAAAGAGCUGCUGCGCCGGACCGAACGAAUCCCCUGAACAUCACCCUGCCCUUCUCCUUCAUUGACUACUACAAGAAGUUCAGGGGGCACAGCGUGGAGCACGCCUUGAGGAAGAGCAAUGUGGACUUUGUGAAGUGGUCCUCCCAGGGGAUGCUGAGGAUGAGUCCAGACGCCAUGAACGCCCUCUUUAAGCCGACCAUCGACAGCAUCAUUGAGCACCUCCGGGACCUGUUUCAGAAGCCCGAGGUGUCCACGGUCAAGUUCCUCUUCCUGGUGGGUGGCUUUGCAGAGGCCCCCCUUCUGCAGCAGGCGGUGCAGGCUGCCUUUGGUGACAAGUGCAGGAUCAUCAUCCCCCAGGAUGUGGGCCUCACCAUCCUCAAGGGCGCUGUUCUCUUUGGCCUGGACCCUGCCGUCAUCAAGGUGCGCCGGUCUCCCCUCACCUACGGCGUGGGCGUGCUGAACCGCUACGUGGAGGGGAAACAUCCCCCCGAGAAGUUACUGGUGAAGGACGGCACCCGCUGGUGCACAGAUGUCUUUGACAAGUUCAUCUCCGCCGACCAGUCCGUGGCCCUCGGGGAGCUGGUCAAGCGCAGCUACACUCCCGCCAAGCCCUCCCAGCUGGUCAUCGUCAUCAAUGUCUACAGCUCUGAGCACGACAAUGUCAGCUUCAUCACUGACCCAGGGGUGAGAAAGUGUGGUACACUCCGCCUGGAUCUCACGGGAACCAGUGGCGCAGCGGUGCCUGCCCGCAGGGAAAUCCAGACCCUUAUGCAGUUCGGGGACACUGAGAUCAAGGCCACAGCCAUUGAUAUAGCCACCUCAAAGAGUGUCAAAGUGGGGAUCGACUUCCUAAACUACUAAUGUAACCACCCUUCCCCGCCACGAGCCCCCUGGAAUCCUCUGCAUCCGCUGACCUUGACUGUUCUGCCCCUGACCUUGACCCUUGCCAUCGCCCACCUAAAUUUCAGUAGGAAAGAUGAGAACCAGGGAGAGAAUUAACUAAGGACCUUAUAUUGGAGUCAGAAAAACUCAGAAAUUUAGUAUCAAGGUCUGGAAAUAGGAAGUUCAGGGAUCCUGGAGCAGCCAGCUCUCACAGGUUCCUGAGUGGUAAGACAGCCCCUGCUUGCCAUGCAGAGGACCCUGUGAGGGAGGACAUCUCUCUGGGUGUGAAGCGGGACCUUUGAGCCAGGAGGGGUCCUCCUCAAAGGUCUUUUUAAAUUACCUUGGAUGGCAAAGGAUAGGAAGUGUCAACUUCCUGCACUCAAUCUCGUCUUCUUGGUGACUCAGCGGCAACUUACAGUAUUUCUUUUACGCGGUGGGAGAAGACUGCCCACACCGGGCACUAUUUUAGGUUCUCGUAUAAUUUAAAUUCCAAGGAGGCUCAAUGAAGGAUGGUUUUGGCUAACUCAACCAGGAUGGGGGGAGGGGCAGGGUGGAGGCAAGGGUGCCGAUACCUCCAUUUUCCAGAGCAGGUAAAGCUUCCUUUGGUGGAAAUGCACACUGAAGAGUUUGUGACUUACCCCACAUUACAACGAUCCCCUCUUAUCUGUAGCAGAUACACCCUGAGGUUCCCCAGUGGAUGCCCAAGGCCGUGGAUAGUACCAAACCUUACCUAUAUACUAUGUUUUUUCUAUAUUUACAUACCUAUGAUCAAGUUCAGUUUAAUAAAGCAGUAAGAGAUUAGCAACAAUAACUAAUGAUGAAAUAGGACAAUUAUGAAAACACACUUUGAUAAAAUUUGUACGAAUGUGGUCUAUCGCAGCAUAUCUUACUGUACUAUACUGUUACACAUUUUUGGACCACAGUUGACUGGGUCAUUGAAAAUCCAGUAAAUGAAAAUACAGAUCAGAGAAUAAUUCUCAGAACAACAAACCUUGAGUUCAGAGGUCCUGCAUAAUCAUAGGUGAGUUUAGUAGGACAUUUGUUUGAGAAAAUGAAGUUUUUAUUUGCUCUGUUUAUAUGUAUCACCAAGCCCAGAACUCCAAAGCAACCCCCCUACCUUGCAAACCAUUCACACCUUCAGUGAAACUAUUCUUCAUCCCCCAAUAAGGAAAUACAAAAGGGGGUUCUGUUCCAUGAAAUGUCUCGAUCGAAUCUUCAGCUUUUCAAAUUCACCUAAAAAGGGCAUGUAAACCUAGACCUGGCAAAUGAGAGCAGCCUCUUACAAAGCAGGUCUGUGGCCCCCCUGCCUCAGAAUCGCCUGGGUGCUUGUCAGGAGCAGGUCAGAAUCUAACCCCUAAAGCCAGAGCUGACUCUGCAGAGACAGGACCUGCGUGCUUCCUGUUCGCAUGCGAGGAGUUCAAACCUGAUUUUUUGUCAGAGCUGAAGCGACCACAGACCACACAGUGUGGCCUCAAACCUUCCCGCCAGAGCCCCCUUAGGUACCCACACACCCAGCCCUCCUACGAGAGGGGUUGGAGAUACACCUGGCCUGAGGGGUGGGGUUACCCUUUUAGUCCUCACUGGAAGGGUCAGAGAAGGAAAAGGAUGUCAUAAAAGGAACCCUGAGAAUGAAACUGCCCAAUGAAGAGCCAGCUAGGUUCUGUGUUCUCUCCUUCCCUCUGUGCAACGCCAAAGCCAGUCUCGCCAACGUUCUGGAGCCAACCGAGAAUGAGGAACCGUUUGAUCUCUUCAAAGCUGCCUUUCUUACCUGCUGGAAUUCAUUCAGAUUUCAGAUCACUGGAGGCGUGCAUUAUUGAAUGAAUGAAUGAAUGAGCGAAUGAAUGAAUGAGUACAGAAUGAGGGAAGGGAACUUCAAAUGCAAGUUGGAUUUGUGAACCCAUCAUCAUAGCCAAUACACAGAUUUUAAGUAGCAUUUUGAACUCCAACCUCUUGUUGUCUUUUUCACACCACUUGCUGCAGAAUUCCCUGCUAGAAUGUGAAAAUGCUAUCAAACCAUAGAACACGAGAAUGGGAACCCCAAACGGAAUGGCGGGGUGUCAAAUCCAGGUAUCAGGAUGCUUGCUAGGACUCCCCUGCUAACUCUGCCUUGGAAGCUCAUGGGCCUCUCUUUUGGUGUUUCCUGCCACAGUCCUCAAAUAGACUUUCAAUUUUGUUAUAAUGGAUAUAAUUUUAUGUAUAUAGAGCACUAGAAUCCUGUACAGAAUCUUUAUUUCUACUGUGCGCUUGUUUGAGGAGAAUUCUCCUAAUUUUGGUUAAUAACACUGCUGCCUGUAAGCUCCACAGCUUCGUCUCCCAAUCGCUCUCACUGAUCACUGUUUGUGCUGAUAUCAUGCCAUGGACAUGUAUGCAAGACUGAGCAAUAGUCAGAGGUGCCUUGGGUCAGAGUACUCUGAUCACACAGACCACCCAGACCGACAGCUUCAGCAGACCCUUCCACACCUGCACGCCCUGCCCAAAGCGGAAAGCUUCUGCGUGAAGAGUAAUGCACUGCGUCUCCUGCCCAGACUGAGAGCUGAGCACACCGGCCUAUGAGCCAUGCCUCCCCAGACACUUUGUGUCUCUCAGGGCUGUUGACCUCUCCUCUCUGGCAAGGCAAAGCGUGGCACCCUUCAUGAUCAGAAGAACCAAAUGGUACAUGAGCUGAGAUUUCUGUUGGGUUUAGUAAGUAAGCAGGAGCAGGAAAGUUCGGCCCUUCUUUUCCUGGCUAGCAUAAAGCAUCCUCAGCUUAUGCUAGGUCUAUCUCCUUGCUCCUAUUUUGCUUAAAUGAGUUGACAGAUCUGCAGUCUUAGCAAACUGAUGAUGGACUGACUUCCUUCUGGCCCAGAGAUGCAGCCCCAGUCAUCAAACUCCAACUGAAGCUCUCUAGUCUAUCCCUACCCCAGCUGACAUAAUCGUAUCAGAGCACUGCAUAAGUACACUUGGGACACAUUCCCCAACUUAGAAAGUUCUAGAGGGGGUCUGUGGUCUUUGUGUGUAUUAUCUGGCUACUGAACUCUCUUUUCUGUAUACAGCAGGCAUUCCUAAAUGCAGACUGACAGACAGGAGGUGGCAUACAAUAGGAAAGGGGGUGCUUCUGUAGAGGUCCUGGGGCGCGAUGGCUGAGUCCAGGUUACAGAGCCUGCCUGCCCCCCACCCUUAGAAUGUUAUUUAGACCAAGUUUAGCUUCUAAUUAGCGUCCAGGUCUGGUUAACCGCCAGGGUAGCAAAGAAUUGCAUGCGCCGAUAUUAAACAGGAGUCAAAAUGCAUUAUUAUUAAUCGAAGACCGAAUCUCACACUGUAGUGAUGUAAUCGUGUGAUUAGGCUGCGAAGUACGUACGCUGGGGAAUGGCGUAAGUGGGUGGCUAGUCUAAAUGUUGUUGGCCAUAAUAUCUUACCACCUCUCAUCUGUUUGAACUGUGGAACAGUAUCCUAAGAUCUCAGCUGCUGGGAGUCUUGUUCACUACAAGGUAGAGCCAAACGACACAGAACCGCAGCCGUCCGCAACUAGACAGGACGGCAUCUGCAAACUCUCUGUCUUCACAGAUUCUAAUAAAGAGAAACUGAAUUUCA